Molecule: messenger RNA, 1257 nt
Organism: Salvia miltiorrhiza (redroot sage)
Lineage: Eukaryota; Viridiplantae; Streptophyta; Magnoliopsida; Lamiales; Lamiaceae
Product: protein LATERAL ORGAN BOUNDARIES
Exons: 2
Coding region: 454-966 (170 amino acids)
Source: RefSeq, a predicted model, not a curated record
AAAGGCGAGGAGGAAAAUAGAAAUAUGGCAUGUAACAGUAAGGAAAAAAAUAGGGAUUGCAUCCCCUCCACAAGUAUGAUAAAAUUAUUAGAUGCAGUGUCACAGUCAUCUUUUUUCUUUAGUGUACCUCUCAUUUAUUAUCUUUGUCCUUUGCAUUCAUUCCUUCUUCAUCUCACUAUAUGCUCUUAAUUUGCUCCUCUCUCAACCUUGCUUCCCAUUAUCACAUUGAAAUUCCCCAAAAUAUUGAUCCAAAUUAGGGUUUCACCAUUCAUACACAAUCCUCUCUCUCUUCAACCCAUCUGACCUCAGCCUUUUGUUCUUUUUAGCUAGCUGUUGAAGAAGGAAAAGAUUGAUUCUUGGUACAUCAAGGGAUAAAAGAAUUUUCCUUCUUCUGCAUAAAAGAGAAAAAAAGAGAAAAAGAAAACAGUAAGACAUCAUCACAGUGAAAUUGCGAUGGCUUCAUCGAGCUCGUACAACCCGCCGUGCGCCGCGUGCAAGUUCCUGCGGCGGAAGUGCAUGCCGGGGUGCAUCUUCUCGGCCUACUUCCCGCCGGAGGAGCCGCAGAAGUUCGCCAACGUGCACAAGAUCUUCGGGGCCAGCAACGUGGCGAAGCUGCUUAACGAGCUGCUGCCGCACCAGCGCGACGACGCCGUCAACUCCCUCGCCUACGAGGCCGAGGCGCGCGUUCGCGACCCCGUCUACGGCUGCAUCGGCGCCAUCUCCUUCCUCCAGAGGCAGGUCGACCGCCUCCAGAAGGAGCUCGACGCCGCCAACGCCGACCUCAUCAGGUUCGCCUGCACCCCGCCGCCGCCGCCACCCGACCCCAAUAGAAGAAUUGGGGGCUACAACGGCGGCGGCGGUGGAGGUGCCAGAUUUUAUCAAACAGGUAGUUUGCCAAUUUCAUAUGCUGUGCCAUGGAAUGAUAUUUAUAAUUCUCAUGGAGGAGGGAUGGAUGGAAAUAAUUGAGGUCUGAUCAUCAUCAUCAUCAUUAUGAUCGCCUGUGUCUAGGGUUUGUGUAGAUUUGAAUAAUUGUGGUGUGGAAAUUUAUAUAUUUGAGGAGUGGUAAUCGUGGGGUUUUUCGAGCUAUGUGGUGUUGUCACAUGCAUGGCUAAAAUCAAGGUUAUAUUUAAGUGUGUCACUACUAUGUGUACUAUCAUAUACACAUACUUUGAUUGUAUUUUUUGUUGUGUGUGGAUUUGAGAUCAUGCAUAUUAUUGAGAAUAAAUUUUUUCAGGUUGAUUAUUUGUAACCUGUGCA